This is a messenger RNA of Ascochyta rabiei, 2259 nucleotides long. RefSeq lists its product as uncharacterized. NCBI's taxonomy places the organism in Eukaryota, Fungi, Ascomycota, Dothideomycetes, Pleosporales, Didymellaceae. The transcript has a single exon. The coding region runs from base 1 to 2259 and encodes 752 amino acids. The record is from RefSeq and is a predicted model, not a curated record.
AUGACGAGGAUAACCGGAACACUAGCAAACAGUGAGCCUCAGUUCCGUCUAUCUGUGCGCAAUUCAUCGAUCUUGACGCUAUCGCUAUCGUUUCCGCCUUUCGAUUUAAACUCAGUUGCAACCCCAACACAUGCGCUUGUGGAGUCAUUCAGCAAGCUCAGUAUGCUCUCACCUUCCAUACCGAAUCUCUCGACGGAGUCAUCUCCCGGUAGCCCACCAGCCGAUAUGCACAGCAAAGUGCAAGCUGAGACACCACGACACAGCAGAACAAACACAAUGAAUAACGUCGUACGUGCUUUCAGCUCAUCCAAGACGCUGCACCAUGUGCUGGGCAUGCGAGAAUCAAAGCCUUUUGUUACGCCGCCAGAAGUGCCGCGUCACUUGAGGGAACAGUUCGAAGCUGGCCUGCAACGCUAUGAACAGCUUUUUGCGGCAGGUGUGUUUGCGGAAAUCAAAACCGAGGGCGUUCAGGCUAUCAGAUCGUUGCAGAAAAGCAAGGCUGGGUUAGCAGACAUCCUGGAAGAAAAAGAGAGUCCAGCGCGCGAAACGACAGAGCGAUCUGUGAGUUCUGAUAUUGAUCUCGGUUUGAAGAUCAACAUUCCUAAGUGGACCUCCGACAAGCAGGCUGUGGCUGUCGCCCAGUGGUACACGUUCUUCGACAGCGAUAGUGAUGCCGCCCAAGACACUGCGAGCGAGCCAAUAGAAUACGAGUUCGAUGUUGACGAUCAAAACUUCUGGAGAUAUGGCUCAAGCGCUACCCUCGCUGCGAGUGAUGACUCCAGACCUGGGAGCUCGGCGAGCAGGAGCGAGCUUUCAUCAGCACCAGCGCCUUCAUUCCCCCCGCGAACAAGCUCGCUUUUCCCACAAAAGACUGUCCACAGCAACCAGCGCGCAUCAAACACAUUGUUAUGUCAUGCCAGUAACAACAAUCUUCCACCGGUGUUGCUCACUCAGCAAGCAAACAAUUGUUAUUCGAAGGAGAGAAGUGACAGUCUCGGAUGCAUUGACCUGUCACGCUCUGGAAGGACGGAAUCACUGCCUCUUCUCUUCUCUUCUGAAGGUGUCGAGCAACGAUCUGGGAGCCUCGAACAGACUUGGAGCAGCUCCGUACCUAGCGAGGAUGGCAGCAAUUUCGAGCCUUCUCACCAUUCGCACCGUGCCAGUGUUCUGACCUUGGACUCGAAACCAGCAUCACUAUCUGUGCCGCAGAUUACUGUGCAAUUGACAUCGCCAAAGAAGGCACAAAUGUCGGGGAAACGUGCUCCCCCAUCAGACCAGAAUGGUUUCGGCCCACGAGGCUCGCAGCGCGCUCGUCGUGAUGAUACCGUCGGCUUACCCACCCUUCCAUCCUACGCUAGAGUAUUGUGGAAAUCCAGGUUCCCAGGAAACACCCAUGCACUUCUGACGAUCCUUCUUACGUGGUCACAAACAAUGUGGUUGCUUCAUCACCGACUACCGGACCCCAAGCUUUUCGCCAUUCAUCCAGCGUUCCCGUAUUCAGUCUCCCCGCCGCUUGCGAGGCAGCUACUUUCAGUCAGUUUCUACGAUACUAGUAUCGAACCUCACAAAGAAGUGCGGUUUCUCGGUCCAGGUGAUGUCGCAGAAAUGUCGUACCACGAAGUUGACGUCUUCAACGAUCCAGAGAGUCAACAAGAUAAUCAAGAGGAAGCCCAACCCAGCUUCCCCAUAAAUGCCAUCAAGCAAACUCUCGGCCGAGCAGGUCCGGAAGGCACAAGGCACAUGCGCUUCACAACCCCCCUCCAGCGAGCAAAAACAGGCUCAGGCCGCUGGUGCUAUAUCCUCCUCAAAGGCCACGAAACGCACUCCAGCGAGACACCACCACACAUCGUACUAGCCUGGCACAACAGCGCCAUAACAGCAACGAGCAACUGCCUCCACACCAUCCACCCCGCCAAUGCCCCGCCAGCAACCCCAUCUCCACCCCCCAGCAAACUCAAGCGCUUCUCCUCGCUCCAGAACCUCGGCCCUGCGUUGAGAAAGCCGGCGCGGUUCAACUUCCACCAGACGCUCCGGUCAGCGAGCAGCAGUUCUGAACUCCCGCCUGUCGACGCAGUUGCAGAGGUGCAGCCGCAAGGAAGUGUAACGCUGCAGCGCACGGUGCUGAAGCUGGAGAGAGCCGGGGGUGUGCCGUUGAUCGAGGGGUAUAGGGUCGAUGUUGCGGCUUUCAGCGGGUGGUUGGAUGCGUGUGGCAGGGGAAAGGGAAAAGUGAUCAUGUGGAGGGAGAGGGAUGGGGGGUGA